GGAAACUUUUAGAAGCACUAAACUGUUCAUUCAUUCCAUUAAUACAGGCUGUGAGCCAGGCACUGUUCUAUGUCUAGAAAUACAAGAAUUAACAGGAGGAGACUGAAGAAAGAAAGAUCCUGUCAACUUUGUUGCUCACCCACAAUGGAAGAAAUGAAGAAGACUGAUGUCCAGCAGGACAGAAGUAGGCAGAGGCCUAUAAAGACGGAGUGGAAUUCCCGGUGUGUUCUUUUCACGUAUUUCCAAGGAGACAUUGGCAGUGUAGUGGAUGAGCACUUCUCCAGAGCUCUGGGAAAUAUCAAGAGUCCCCAGAGAUUGAGUCCAUCAAGCCCGAAUGAAGAUGUGAUCCUAAGGAAUGAUGGUGACAUGCCUCCAAAUCAGUGGCGUUUCUCUUCUUCAUGGACAAAGCCACAGCCAGAAGUGUCUCUUGCACAUGGCGUCGCCAACUGUAGCUUGGAUGAGUCUGGUCCUGUGCCUGUGGAUCAGUAUCCAUUGUCCCUGACUGGGGCCCCUUCUGCUCAGCCCAGGGAGCUGUGGCAUUUCUCCUCCCUCGCCAGCUCCAGGCCCCCAGAGCCUGGCUACCCUCGUGCCUUCCCCACUGAGCACUUGGUUCAGGAGCCUCAGCCUGAUGAGAAAUAUAAGAAAAUAUUUGUCUCCCCCAAUCAUGGACCUGCCAGUACCAGCCUUGCAAAUGAAAGAAGCCAGUCUCCAGAGAGAAGAAAGGAUCUGUUCUUUUAUUGAACUUCGGUUUAAAGAAGAGAACUCUUUUUGACAAACCUGAUCAUAAUUUCUACUGUGAAUCCUGAGAAUCUAGAUAUCAUACUGUCCUUGUCCUUUUCUGUUUCUGCCACUAAAGAGCAGUGAAUCAGGAGCAAGUUUACAUGCUCCCUAAAAUUGUGUACUUGUCUUCCUUGGUACCUGUGCCCUACAGCAGAGGUUUUCCAACUCACUAAGUGAAUUCCCAGUAUAAAGUAGCUAACGGAACUGUUCCUGAGUUGCGAGCAUAGAGGCCCUUUUGUUUGUGUGUCCCACUCCCCACUGCACCCAUUGCCCUUUGACUUAGAAACCAUAGCCCCUUCACUUUCCUUUUGGUAGGGUCCUUCAAACCAAGACUGACCACGUGGCAUCCUAAGGGAUUGUCUUACUUUUCCAACUGAUUAUCAGAAACAGCCUGAAGCUUUCUCACUUUAACCAGAUUGUGGCCAACAUUACUUCUUCCCCUAGCAAAAGCAUAAUGAAAAAGGGCAAGACCAUGCAUCUUCAAACUUUGGAAAGAAGCUAAAAAUCAGUUUGGCCCUGAUGCAUGACAUAGUUUCACUUGAAAAAUUUGAUUCCUCAAUUCUAAACAAAGGAUUCCAAAUGGAAUUGUUGAGCAAGCUGCUCCAUUCCAGGUUGGGCCUGUGGCUGGAGCAGGGCUUUUUCUGUUUUUGUAACAUUUCAUGGAUGCCUGAGUUUCUGUCUUCUCUUGCUUCGAGGAUGAGGAUUUGGGCAUACGAUACCCAAUAGGCAUUUGCACCUUAGGAGCCUUACAGCCUCCCAGAUUGGCCCACUUGAUUUCUAUAAACAUUACAAUGUCCCUUUAGCUCUUUCAGAGUUAGUGACGGCUGAGAAGUGUUCACUUUGUUUUCAUCACAGAACUGUUAGGGCCACACACAUUGAUACCCAGUGUCUUUCAUCAAGCUGAAGGAGAAAGGCAAGUCUUGGCACCAGAGAUGGCAGCAGGACCUUUCGUCAUGUUUUCCACAUAAAAUGACGAUUUCUCAAACUCACCCGUCUUUCCAAUCUGGUAGACAGCCUUGUGUCUAUUCUAAGCUCAGUACUUGCUCCUGGACAAUCAUGGAAACCCCUGCUAUCAGUGUUCCCCGUCCACAACUCACUUAUUCCUGUGUAACAGCUCAGCAGGUAAACAAUAAUAAAUCUGCCACAUGGCACUAUUCUGAAUUCUAAUUUCUUUCACAUUCAUCAUCUCAUUCAAAGUUUUCAAACACCUAGGGGUUAGCAUUAUUUCCUUCAUUUAAAAUAUGUGAAUACUGAGUGUUAGAAAAGGUAAAUGACAGGGCUGGUGCUAUGGCAUAGUAGGCUAAGCCUCCACCUGGAGCACCAGCAUCCCAUAUGGGCACUGGUUGGUGUCCCGGCUGCUCCAUUUCCAAAACAGCUCUCUUCUAUGGCCUGGGAAAGCAGAAGAUGGCCCAUGUCAUUGGGCCCCUGCACCCAUGUGGGAGACCUGGAAGAAGCUCCUGGCUCCUGGCUUUGGAUCUGCUCAGCUCCAGCCAUUGUGGCCAUUUGGGGAGUGGAACAGUGGAUGGAAGGUGUUUCUCUCUGUCUUUCCAGCUCUUUGUCUGUAACUCUAUCUCUCAAAUAAAUGAAUAAAAUCUUUAAAAAACAAAAGGUAAAUGACCUGCCCAAGGUCACACAGCCAGUAGCAGAGCCAACACUGAAACGCAUGCCUCUGAACUCAGUGCUCUUUACCUUCCACAACAAUAAUAUCAAGGGUUAAUGUCAGCAUGCCUCUUAGAUAUUUUCCUCUCCCAACUGCUAUGUAAAUAAAGACCACAACACUUGCAUUAGUGAAUUGAUGAUCUUGGCAGUAAUACUGCAAUUCUCCUGUCUCAAGAGCAGUUUUUCCAGUGUGUUACAUGUGUUUCCUAAAUUUAGUAAGAGGAAAAAAAUGAAUUAGUAUAUUACCCCUCAAUGUUGUUUACCUUCAAAAGCCAUGUGCUUUUUAGAUGAUGGUUUGAGAAUUUCAAAGUGGAGGCUGAUUCUUGCACUUGUGUUACAUAAUUCUACAAGUGUAUGUUUAUCUAUUUGUCCUACAAAUAUUCAUCUGUAUCAUCAGAAGUGAACUCUUAAUCUUCUGUGUAUGGAAAAAAGGAAGUGAUUCUGAUAGAGAUGACAUCAUAGGUAGCCUAGGGUGAUCCGAUAACAUUUCCAUACAAAUCCCUGGAAAUCUUGAAUAAAGCUGAAGGUGGUAAUCAGUUUUCUUACUUCAAGAGGAAAGAAAAGAUCUCUUGCUGCUGAGACAACUCUGCCUCUCUAAUAUUCACAGAAAAGCCCUGGUCCAGAUCAAUUGCUGGUUAAUAUCAUGCUUAGAUAUUUGACUUUCAAUAUCCACUCUGUUUUUCAUUUCCCACUUUAUUUUCAAAGGUCUAACUGGAAAAUCAUUACUUUGACUCACUUUCUCGUUGUACUCUGACGAUUAAAAACACAUCUACCCCACUCCCUGGCAUAUGAGAUAUUCACCCCCUUUAUACACAAAGGUGAGGUGAUUGGCCCCUGGUCUUUCUUUGUGUGGCUUUAUCUAAUUCUAGUUGAUAAUCUUAUGAGAUGUUAAUUGGUGAAGGGUGGAGGCGGUGAUGGAGUUUUCUUUAAAGUUGUACUUAUUUAUUUUGAAAAUCAGAGUUACACAGAGAGUGAAAUCUUCUAUUUACUGGUUCAUUCCUCAGAGGGCCUGAUGGCCAGCGCUGGGCCAGGCCAAAGCCAGGAGUUUCAUUUGAGUCUCCCACGGAGGUGGUAGGGGCCCAAGCUCUUAGACCAGACCUUUAGGAGGGAACUGUAUUGGAAGUCGAGUAUCCAAAACUUGAACAGGCACUCAUAUGGAAUGCUGGCAUUGCAGGCAGUUGGCUUUACAACCACAAUUUUGGUCCUGGUGGUGAAAUUUUUUUUCACUAGAUCUGUCAAGAUCUUGAAACUAGAGAGUCGAGCCCAGCAAGCCUACAACCCAUAAAAUAUAUUCUUAUUUUUUUCUACAGUUUUGAUCAUUUGUCAUGUGGUCUGGCUCACCGGAUGCCUCUGCUCUUCAACCCACCCCUUGAGAUCCAUAUCCACACUAAACCUUUACAAUCUAGAUGAAUUGAAAUUGCUUCAAAUAGGCUGAAAACUCUCACAUAUUUGAAUGAAGCCUGUCUCUUGAAAAAAAAAAAAAAACAAAACAAGAAAUGUAGCAGUUCUCUUUUUCUGGAAGCAACAGCUAUCUUUAAAACAUUCCAAAUAAGAAUGUCAUUCACAGGUACAAUUGAGACUUGUGUUUAAACACUUUUCCAUUCUAAAAGCAAAUGGAAAUAAAUUUUAAAAUCUGCAAAUAAAAUCACAGCUCCACAAAUAAGUGCCAAAUAGAAUAUAUCAGCUAUUUUUCUCCUAUGUAAACAAUAAGUUUACAAUAGUUCCCUAACUAUUUCCCUAGUUCAACAUAAUUAAUUGAAUAUAAUAUUGUAAACCAUUUAUAGUUUCAAAAUGUCAGGUAACAAUGCAAUGACAAACUUCAGUUUUUUAUUGUAAAGUUUUAAAAUAACAUGCUACUAUGUAUUCUGGAGAUUAAUGUGAUUAAACAAGUGAACUGGGCCAUAGAAUUUUCAUUAAGAUUACAGUUUUGUCACUAAAUACAACUUUAUAAAUUAAGUCUCAAAGAUCUUCAGUUAUUUUAUUUCCAAUUUUAAGUUUCUUAAUGCUUAGGAGCAAGGUAAUGAGAGUAUUUAUUUACAACAGUUACAGUUACUAUUUAAUUGAAAACUGUGACCCUCUAGUAAUCUUUCAAAACAGGCAGCCCUUGAAUGGAUUGUAAAACAAGACUCAACUAUUCGGGCCAGCUCUGUGACAUAGCAGGUUAAGCCACUUUAUGCGAUGUUGGUAUCCCAUUUGUACACCAGUUCGAGUCUUGGUAGCUCCACUUUUGAUCCAGCUCUCUGCUGAUGUGCCUGGGAAAGCAGUGAAAACUGCCCAAAUCCUUGGGGCCCUGCACUCAUGUGAGAGACUCAGAUGAAGCUCCUGGCUCCUGGCUUCUUCCUGGCCCAACACUGGCAGUUGCAGCCAUUUGGAGAGUAAACCAGUGGGUGAAAUCUCUAUCUCUCUCUCCCUCUUUCAAAAAAUACUUUUUUUUUUUUUCAAAAAAGGACCCGACAAUUUGCUGCCUGCAGGAAACACACUUUAGCAUCAAAGAUAUACGCAGAUUGGGGGCCGGCACUGUGGCGUAGCAGGUAAAGCCACCGUCUGCAGUACUGGCAUCCCAUAUUGGUGCUGGUUCCAGUCCUGGGUGCUCCAUUUCCUAUCAGACUCUCUGCUAUGGCCUUGGAAAGCAGUAGAACAUGACCCAAGCCCUUGGGCCACUACACCCAUGUGGGAGAACUGGAAGCUCCUGGCUCCUGGCUUCGGAUUGGCAGAGCUCUUGUCGUUGAGGCCAAUGGGGGAGAGGACCA
This is a messenger RNA of Oryctolagus cuniculus (rabbit), 5189 nucleotides long. RefSeq names its product vestigial like family member 1 (gene VGLL1). Gene Ontology annotation, biological process: regulation of DNA-templated transcription. Lineage: Eukaryota; Metazoa; Chordata; Mammalia; Lagomorpha; Leporidae. Gene Ontology annotation, cellular component: nucleus. The record is from RefSeq and is a predicted model, not a curated record.